UGAUAGGGAAUCCAGUAAGAAUUAUGGCCCCCUUGGCAUGUAAAUUGUUAAGCAAACAAUGAGGGCCCAUUCUGACACGGAUACUAGGGACAAUAAAUUGCUGAAUAGCUCAUUAAGGAUGGCGGAGGAGAAGUCAUCGCUAACAGAACCCAACAAUACGAUUGUCUACAAGGAGACAACAAAACCGAAGAAACCAAAGAGACGAGACAAAAGUGAUUUGGGACCGGAUUUUGUGGCCCCAGAUGGUGGUUGGGGAUGGGUGGUGUGUUUGGCAGCAGGUUUCAGCAAUUUCUCGUUAUUUCCGCCUCUGCAACAAUAUGGUCUGAUCUACAGGCAACGUAUGGCGUCCUUUGACUUUGAUGCCAAACAGACCACCACCAUUGUCAAUGCCGUUAUGGCCAUAUCGUCACUUGUUGGUCUAGUUAAUGGUGCCAUGUUCCGCAGAUUCACAUUCAGACAGGUCGCCUUGGCCGGCAGUCUUCUUGGAUUUGUGGGUAUCUUCCUUUCGGCUUUCAGCAGAACUUUUGUUCAGUAUUUGAUAAGCUUCUCCUGCAUUUAUGGCAUUGGUUUGGGCUUCUGCAUGGCUGCCAGUUCACUGGCUGUGAAUACAUAUUUCAAAAACAAACGGAGAAAGGCCACAGGAUUUUCAUGGACCAUUACAGGUCUGGGUCCGAUCAUUUUCCCACACAUUUCUACACUGCUACUGGGUUACUACGGAGCCCAAGGUUCGAUAUUAAUUUACUCGGCAAUCUCCUUGAAUGCCUUCCUGUGUGCCAUCACAUUCCAACCCGUGCUGUGGCAUUCACCCAAACCGGAGCAGGAUAAAUUACAAGAAGCCAAUGGCAAUACCAUACAAAAUGGUGCGAUUCCUUCGAAGGACCCUGCAGAUCAUUUUGAAUGCAAAUAUUGUCAGUACCAAAAGAAGGAGAAGCGAAGUAUUUUCUCCUCACAAUAUCUCUUCAAUGAUGACGAUCCAGAGAAACCGGGAUAUGAGAUCAUUGAACCUGGUACUCCAAUGAUGGCUCGUGCCAAUGAUGGCUGGUAUGGCUCAAAGCUGUCGUUGGCAGAGAAGAAAGGUGCCCGAUACAGAUCUACAAAGGGCCUCAAAUACAUAGACAGCUGUGAAGAGGGCAACGAACAGGAAGAUCAUCAAGAGAAUGCUCUCUACAAGCCGAACUAUUUCAAUCGAGAACGUGAAGAAUUGGAUCGUUAUGCAAGUAAAUUGAGUAUCUAUUCCAAACCUGGCACCGAAGGAUUCCAUUGCACAUGUGCCGAAGAGAAAACGUUAUUGCAAAAUAAAUCUGAAGCCGCAAAGAAACAGGAGGAGGCUUUAAGAGAAGCCCAGCUGGAAGAGGAGGAACGAAUCAAGAGCCGUAUGACAGUGUGGCAACGAAUUGUUACUUUCUUCGACUUGGAUCUGCUAAAGGACUUUACGUUUGUCAAUCUGACAGCUGGCAUGACAAUGAUGAUGUUCGGUGAAAUGAAUUUCUCAGUUCUAACGCCGUUCAUUCUGAACAGUUUCGGUUAUUCGGAUAAACAAAUCUCCUUGGCCAUGUCAUUGCUGGGUGGCAUGGACAUAGCUGUACGUUUCUUGGCACCCUUCGCUUUGGAAAAGGUCAAACUGGACAAUCGGGUGCUAUUUGCCUUCGGCAUCAUUUCGAUAUCUAUAGGGCGUCUUAUUGUCACACUAACGGAUUCGUACAACGUAGUCUUGGUGGUGUUCCUAUUAAUUGGAUUUGGCAAAGGGUUCCGUACGAUAUUUUCACCCUUAAUUAUACCCAGCUAUGUGCCGCUAAAUCGUUUGCCAGCUGCCUCGGGUAUACAAUUGAUAUUCAAUUCCAUAUUUUCCUUUGCUUUGGGCCCACUCUUAGGUCUAAUUACCGAUGCUUAUGGCUAUGCGGCGACAAUCCACUGCAUCAACAGCCUGACAUGUAUGGCUCUGCUGUUUUGGCUGCUCGAAUCCACGAUCAGAAAAGCCUUUUGCAAAAAGUCGCCCACGCCUGCAACUUAA
Molecule: messenger RNA, 2011 nt
Organism: Musca vetustissima
Lineage: Eukaryota; Metazoa; Arthropoda; Insecta; Diptera; Muscidae
Exons: 5
Coding region: 59-2011 (650 amino acids)
Biological process (GO): monocarboxylic acid transport; transmembrane transport
Molecular function (GO): monocarboxylic acid transmembrane transporter activity
Source: RefSeq, a predicted model, not a curated record